UUGCUGGUGAAUUUUGAUGGUACCCAGAGCGGGACACCAUCUCGUGAUCACCCAAGUGAGUUUCUUCGAUCUCUCCAACGUUAGAAGUUCCCCGCGAACUUCUCCUUCUUUUUCCCCUCUUCUGCGAGAAGGACGGACGGAGGAUGCAUGCUCCCUUUCUUGAUUUGAAUUCCGGCACCCUUUGUUAGAAAAUGGGAUUGAUGGUGAUCGGCAGGAGCUUCACCGGUUGCUUGUACUCUGAAUUGGGUUGCCUGUUGAAGCUCGGACGAGUGAUAUGUGCUUGCAAUCUUUCUUGCCCGCCAACUUUUUGAUGAUUUGUCAUCAUCGGUUGAUUAGUGCUCAAGCGGUUCUCUCUUGUUCCCUUUACGUCUGUUCAUGGGUCUAGUUUCGAGCAGGGCUUACUUUGGAGUCUUCUCUUAUGAUGAUUUCUGGUAUCAAGACCAAACCGAGUCACCUAAGACUUGGAUAAAGCUCGUGAUGAUAAAUUUGGCUUAAAGUCAGUAGCCUGAAAACCUAAAGGGGGUUGUUUUGUUGGUUUUGUUAUUCGUAAACUAGGAACUCCAAAUAAUCUAGAAGAUUCAAUGUGACGUAAGAGGCAUCUGUUAAUUGGUUUUGGCCUAUAUAUUUUUAAAUGGAUUAUAUGUUGCUACUCAGAUUUGUAAAAGUACAGCCCGAACUAGUAUCCUUACGUAUUUUGCUUUAGACGAUCUUCUUCACAUUUCAAUAUUAUGUUUAUUCUGUAUUUCGAGAAAAGCUUUUCGGUAGCUAUUGUGAUUUUGUUGGCGUGAAUUUAAGGAAUCAACUAGUUCUUGCACUUGAGCUGAUAUAAGUUGAGUUGAGCUCAACUUUUCAACUUUUCAAUGACUCCCAUUCAGAUAUGAAUGCUGAUGUUCAAUUGAGCUCAAGCUGAGUUUUCACUGAUGAUUUUCUUGUUAAGUAUCUUCCUGCUUCGUGUUGACUGGGCUCAGUUGCAUGCUGUGGAAUUUUCUUAGUCUGUCAAUUUUGCCAUUGUUCCCACUCGUCUAUAGAACCUUGAGCAUACAUGUGUAUUCCUCAAAGUACAAAAGGGUUUGUAUUUUGGAACCACUGGUCCAAGGUAGCCUGACAAGUUCUACACGUUUUUAUAAGGCUCAUAAUUGGACAGGCCUAGGAGAAAGUGGUAGCUUGGCUGCGAGAGAAGAUUACCAGACCCAGAAGAAGGCUGAGGCCUGGAACAUCUAUGGCUAUGUUGUUUCAUUUGUUCUUAUGUUCUUCUUGAGUUUGUAUCAUCUUGUUACCAACAUUGAUAGUUCAGAUUGCCUAAAAUCUGCUUUAAGAAGUUUAUUUUGCAACUAAUCAAUCAUCUGCUCCCUGAAUUUGGUCAUUCUUUGCUUAAUGAGGUAUGCUGUUGCAUAGAAUGGGAACGGACAAUGGGAGAUCAGAUUCUGAGAUGGAGAAGAUGUUAUUGAUUUACAACAGUUUUAUGGCUAGGGUCACAAAAUUUGAUGAAGCGGCAGCUGCAGGAAGCAGGUUUCUCGUCAGCUUCCAAAAAGGGCUAAAUAGAAAAUCUAGAUUUCUUUAUUUUCUCCCUUUCCUUAUAUGUCAACAUUAAUCUCAUUCUGGCAUCCUCAAUCGUUCUCUCUUCAUCUUUUUGUAGGAUUUGUUCAACGGCCUGCUCUAGACAGAAGUUCUAAUCUACUUAAGAAUAUUAUCAAAGCUAACAAAACAGAGAGGCUUACAUCAUACUUCAAUGCUGGAUGUAUCCACGCCAAUUAUGCGUCCCAGAAUCUGACAAAGUUACGUACUUGUGUACUUGGUCUUCAGAGCCUUGUGAAUACAGCAAAAACUAUACUGAUUGAACUUGAGGGUCUUCUAGAGGAUGUAAUCAGGAUUGUAGAAGCAGCAAAUGAGUAUUUAUUACCAUCUCAGGAUGAAGACAUUAAUGAUAGAUUGAUGAGGGAAGUGACUAUUGCUAACAAGGAGGAAACUGCAUCAUCUGAUUCUGGGAGACCUGAACUCACAGACUAUGCUACCAUGAUGGGUAUUAUUUACAGUAUGAUUAAACAAGACUCUGUCAUGCAGGAAAAGAUUGUCUCUGCUCUGAAUCUGAAGCUAUCAUCCGGAGAAUUAGAAACCUAUUGCACUAUGUGGUCCCUGCGUCCUUUCAUUGAUGAUGAAAUCAUGCAUCGGGCUUGGUCAUUCAUUCCUUGACGAUAUUAUCCGGAGAAUUAGAAACAUGUUAUAAUGUUGCCAUAUAACAUGUUUGUUGACUGAGGAAGGAUGUCGGUGACUAUGUAGAGGUGGCAAACGUGAGGGUCAAGUUAUGUUGUAUUUGUAUUUUUUCAGGUUUGGGUCAUUCAUUCCUUGACCAUAUCAUCCGGAGAAUUAGAAACAUGUUAUAAUGUUGCCAUAUAACAUGUUUGUCGACUGAGGAAGGAUGUCGGUGACUAUAUAGAGGUGGCAAACGUGAGGGUCAUAUGUUGUAUUUGAUAUUUUCAGGUUAUGUAGAAGAUAAAACGAAGUAUUGUUUGGCAAAGAAAAUUUGGGUUGGUCAUUGUAA
Eucalyptus grandis is the source of this 2539-nucleotide messenger RNA. RefSeq lists its product as uncharacterized. The coding region runs from base 1579 to 2190 and encodes 203 amino acids. The transcript has 6 exons. The record is from RefSeq and is a predicted model, not a curated record. Lineage: Eukaryota; Viridiplantae; Streptophyta; Magnoliopsida; Myrtales; Myrtaceae.